GGUGCGUUUCGUUCCGCUUCCGCGAGAAUAUUUAACGCGAUGUUUAUUGUUUGUCAACAAAAUUAAAUAGGUACUUAGUUAAUAUGUAGCUUUGAGUUUGGUGAAUUCAAUAGACAUUUUUGUGUUUUUUGUUCCGUUAAUACUUAUUAAAUAUAAUUAUUAGUUAGGUGUGUCUUAUAGUUAAAGUUAUAAGUGGAAGAUGGACGGCGCGAACGCAGACUCAGACCAUUCUAUGACUUGGGAGGACAUUUUUGGUAGUUCCACUGAUUUAACACAUACAGUGAUAGGCAUCUACGACUCUUUACUGGAACCAGGAAAAAGCCUGCGGCCAGAAGAAAGUCGGCUUGAAACAGCCAAAGACGCUAGAAACGAUCCUCCUGUAGAACAGAAUAUAAAAGACACAAUGACUAAUGAAGACGUCAAUGUGGAGUUUUCAAUAUCAGAUAAACGUCCAGUAGAUCCUUCGAGAUUAGCUGGCAGUGUAAAACUUCCUAUUGCUGCAAUAAAUAAAAGUUCUCUUUAUAAUAAUCGAACUAAAAGUGAUAAAAAUGGUGCUAGUGAUGAAUUGAAUAAGUGUAAUAAUAUUUCCAGUGAUACAGUUAGUAAGGAUAGUCAAAUACAGAGAAGUUUUAAAGAAACAAAAUUUUCUGAUAUGUCCACAUUUGACAAACUUUCGCCAAAUGUAAAAAGGAUGAUAUCGAGUGCGACUGAGACGACUACAUUGAAAUUUCAAAGAAAAACUGUAAAUGUCGCAAGAUCAUCGACAAGACACAAAUCAAAUAUUCCUCUUGUUGGGGCUACGUCAAAAAUAUCACAAUCAGGUGUCGAAAUUUUACCAACAAUGGAAAUUUAUGAUCAACCAAGUGAUUUACGGAAUAUUGGCAAACUUAGAACAGGAAAUUCUAAUCAAGUUCUGCCAAAAACGGCUGAUACUGAGAUAAAUAUUAAAUCUGAUAAUGACGAAGUAUGUUACGAUGUCCCUAAAAACAACUGUCCGAUUAUUUAUGAUGUGCCUAGUGUCAAAAACAAGACUGCAUUUGAAUCUUUAUCGUUGCCUUAUAUUGAUCAAUCAAUCGAACUUUCUAUUUCCACUAACGAUAGAGAAUUCGAUACAAAUUUAUCAUCAAAAGAGAACUCUCCACAGAAAACGGAAACAAAAAGUCCGUCACCUGAGGCGAGUCCUGCUAAGUUUCCGAAAGUAAAUAGAGGAACUAAUAGCUUGUGUCGGAAAGACUUUACGAGGUUAGAAUCUUCGGCGAAAAAGCUAUCAAAAACCGAAACUUAUCCCGAAGAAAUAGGGUCUACAGGUAAUUUGAAAAGUUGUGCAGUCACAGAUAAAGACGCAACUAGGUUGAAUGCACCUUCAGUUGAAGUGUCGCGACCGCUAUCCAUGAGUUCCAUUGCUUCUUCAAGUUCGACGUCGAGCAGUGGUGUUCAAAAUAAAGGUGGAGUGAAUUCGGCGUACUUAGCUUCUAUAGAAAGUUUAGAUGAUCAUAGUGACGCUGAUAUGACGUCGGCUAAUGGAAGCAACAACUUUGUAAAUAAUGCUGGUAUUUUGAACACUAGCGUGUCCGAAGAAGGAAAUCCGGACAGCAUGCCACGGCUUCAAGUGAUGGACGAGAUGCCGGGACUGUCGCAACUGGAAAGAGUUUGUGCUGAAAUUGUACAGACUGAAAACGUCUACGUGGAGGAUUUACGGCAAGUUGUCGAGGGCUAUCUCCACGUGUGGCGGCGGGGGUCCACAUUUUCAGAAGACAAGUUAACCGAGCUUUUCAAUAACAUAGAAGAUAUAUAUGAAUUUAAUCGAUCUCUCUGUAAAGAGCUGAACAGCUGUCAACUAGAUGCCACGUGCAUCGCUCGCUGCUUCGUCAACAAUACCACUGGAUUCUCCGUGUACGCCUCGUACUGUACUGGAUAUCCUAUGACGAUGAAGAGGCUAGCAGCUCUUGCAUCGGAGCCUGACAGUGCAAGAGAGUUUAGAGAGAGACAGAUAGCGUUGUGUCAUCCUCUACCACUCGCGUCGUACUUACUAAAGCCUGUCCAGAGGAUAUUGAAGUACCAUUUACUGCUGCAGAAUCUGGUGAAACAGUGUACGACCCGGGAGACGGAGUACGCGCUGCUGAAGAUGACGGGAAUAGCUCAGCACAUUGAUGAUAUGAAGCGGCGGCAUGAACACGCCGUGCGUGUGCAGGAGAUUCAGUCGCUGCUGUACGGCUGGAGCGGCCCGGACUUGACUACUUAUGGAGAGCUGUGUGCCGAAGGGACAUUCAGAGUAUUCGGCGCGAAGGCCAUGCGUCACGUCUUCCUCUUCGACAAGAUGCUCCUUAUCACCAAGAACAGAGAAGACGGCAUCCUAGCGUACAAAACGCAUAUAAUGUGUAACAACAUGAUGCUCGUAGAAGCUAUAGCGGGUGCUCCACUCUCCUUCCACGUGAUACCGUGGGAUGCACCGCGUGCUCAGGUCACAUUACAGGCGAGGUCCGCCCGCCACAAGCGCGAAUGGACGCUACUCAUCAAGCGGGUAAUACUGGAGAACUACAAUGCUGUGAUACCAUCGCACGCAAGGCAGUUGGUAAUGGAGCUUGGUCAAAACAAAACAGAUGAUGAUAUGAUAGCUGAAAAAUCACAUGGUCUCAUCACACAAGCAUCGAUGAGAAAACAGCUGUCUGCGCCGGAGUAUCUUGAGAAAAGGAAAUUGGAAAGGGAUAGACGAAGAACAGUAGUUUUAGGAAACGGGUUACGAGUUCCAUCUAAGAAAGCUAAUCGAAAAUAUACUAUACCGAAUUCUAGGUCUGAAACUAGACGUAAUUGUGAUUGUGCUCAGUUUUCAGCUGAAAAGGGCACAGAUUAUACUUGUGAGAACUGUUAUGUAGAUCUCUGUUCAGACUGUGACGGAGAAGUAUCUAAAGAUAAAAUUAAUAAUGAUAAAUGUUGCUGCAGAAAUAAUGGUAUAUUUGCAGAAAAGUGUCCUGAAUGUGAUAGGGCACUUCAUUACAUUGACUCUGGUAGCGUUGAACAGCUUGAAAGAAAACAAUCUGGAUGCAAAUGCUCUGAUUUCAAAUCAUCGCAGGAAAGUUUUGGUAAAGAGUUUCCUGGUUCAUUAACAAAGACUAGAGGAUAUCAUUCGUCAGAUAAUAUUGUUGGCUACACGGAUAGUUCCAAAAGUAAAGAAGAUUUAAGUGAUACUAAUAACUCUAUGGUAAAUGUCAGAAAUAUUACGAAAACAUGUUUGAAAUGCGCUAAGAUAAAAGAAAAUAUUGUCGUAACAGAUUCUAUAAGUACAAUGCAUUCUAGAAGGUCUAGAUGUAGUGAAAAUAGUAAACAUAAACCAGAUAUAACAAGAUCUAAAUCAAAAGAUGAUCCUCAAAGGUCAAAGUUAUCUAAAAUAAGCAAUUGGAGAAGGAAAUCUGAACCAGGACUACCCCAGAACUCUUGUAUUGCGACAAAAAGAUCUCAAUUUAGUGAUAGUGAAAAAAAUGAUGAACGAGGUUGUGAAAAAAUAGAAUUUGAGUGUAGAAAUUGUGGCUCUAAUAAAAUAAGCAGAAAAACAAAAUACGGAUUGCCCAGUUCUGAUCCAGAAGUGGACAUUAUAAAGAGAGAUCAUAAAACGAAUAUAGAAAUAAGAAUGUACAACACAAAAAAUAUACCAAAGAAAAUCUCGAAGCUAAAGAAAAAUAGAGCAAAGCGUCUGGGUUCUGACACUACUGCAAAAUUUUAUGCUGAUUUCUCUACAGAUGUAUCAACUGAAAAUAUUUUACAUAUAUCAGAAUCCAAUGAUAGUCUUAACAUCGAUAAAAUUAAAGCUACAUCACAAAAUACAUGUACCACAGACACGAUCAGUAAAGAUGACGAUAUUGAUGAAGAAACUUAUAAAAAAUUAAUAGAAAAAACUGAUUCCUUCAAGAAGAAUGAACUAGAAAAAGUUAAGUACUUAAAUAAACAAAAAGUUAUCACCGAAGGUACAGAGACAGAAGAGAAAUUGUGUGAGAGUAAUCCUCCAGAAACUGAAGAAAUUUGUGACGAAGAAAAACCUUUAGAACAAAUAAUAUCACAAUUAUUAAUGGAAAAUAGGGAAUUUCAGAAAUUAUUAAAAAAACAACAGAGAAAUAGUGCACACAGAAGACACCAGAGGUUAUUAAAAUCGCAUUCCAAUCCCGAACAAGUAAUUAUACAAAGUACAUGCGAUUCUCUUAAAUUGAAGCCAAAAUAUAAUCGUCAGACCUCGGAAAAUUUAGAUUUAAAUAAAAAAGAUGAACAAGAUGAGAGUAUAUGUGUGAGUGAUACUCAAGUUGAAAGAAAUAACAUGUCUGAUGAAGAUGCAGAUCAUAUAUAUGAAACUUUGAGGUGUGAAAGUAAAGAAUUAGAAAAUUUGCAUACAUUGAAUAAUAAGAGUAAAACGAUUCAACAUCAUACACAUGUAUCUAGACCAAGGAGGUUACCAUCGCCUCCAAACGUAGAACAAGUUUCCAAAAUUGCUGGUCCAGAAUCGGAUUAUGUGUAUUUGACAUUUAAUCAACUUAAUAAAUCAAGAGAUGAAGAAUCCAUAUAUGACAUUCCAGUGUCGCCAGUUAAAAUAGAUAACUCUGUAAACUCGAGUUACUAUGAGCUCAUGGAAAAUAAAGGACCACCUACAACUAAUACGGAUAAUCUUUAUGAUAGUCUUCAGGAAGUUUGUAGACGACGAGAAACUCCAAAUAAACAACUUGAUGACUAUUUACCGAUGAGUGCAAGUCAACAGAGUCCGAAUAAUCCAGAAAUUUGGGUUAGCCGACAAAAAGAACAUUUUAAUAUUUCUAGAGAUAGAAAAUCUGGCUCAUUACCGAGAAGUUUUCAAAUAAUCACAAACAAUCAAGAGGAUGAGAAUAAUAUGAGUACAUUUAAAGGAAAACCUAAUAAUAACAGUAAAACAUAUUUAAAUAGAGACGGGAAAGUAAUGAGCACAGAUAGACCAUUUACUAUAGCGUCAGAUAAAAGUGAAAUUAGUUAUGAUGAUGUUGAGAAUUACAUGAGCGAAGGAGAUAUACUUAAAUUUAACAAAAAUACAAAGCCUCACCAUACGGAGCAUGUACAAAAUAUAAGUCAAUCAACUUUGGAAUUGGAAGAAGAAAUCGAUAGAUGCUAUAAAAAUAAUUUUGAAGAAAUUAAUCUAGAUAAGAACAAGAAUGAAAAUCUCUUGACAGUGUCACAACCUAAUUUAAACAUUUCAAAUACAUCUUCUUGUGAAAUUUUACCUACUGAUCAUAGCAAUGUUAAUCCUACGGAUAUAGAAAUAAUACAUCCGGAACAUAAAAUAUACAAACCUAAUAGUAACAUAUUAUCACUUAAAAAUGUUUUAAGUCGUUUUAAAAGUCGUAAAAGCAUUGAUGAUGCAGAAAAUGCAAAUGAUCAUAAUAAUCCCGAUAAUACAAAAUCUGAUGUCAAAAGUCCAUCGAAUGAGAAAAAAUCUGCACUUAAUCCUAGAAACUAUUCUAAAAACUUAUUGCAAAGAUUUAGAAACAUUAUUGGGGAUGAACAUCCAGAUGAUAAUCAGAAUAAAUCUGAGUCAUUGAAAGUUCAAAUACCCGCCGAAGAUUCACAAAAUAAUGUAGCAAAAAAUGACAUCAAAGUUGUAAUAACUACAACAACAGAUGGUAGUCCAACAGUUUCUAUAGUUUCGGAUGUAUCUAACAACGAUUUACUUAGUAAAAGUGUUUGUGAAGAUUCUACUUUAACCGAAAGCCAACAAGAAAAAAAUAAUUUAGAUAUUUUAUCGUAUAGUUGCGAAAAUAUUCGACAAAAAAAUGACAAAAUACGGCCUGUAUAUGAGAAAAGUGUUAGCUUGAUAAAUAAUGUUUCAAAUGUCAUCAAUGGCCUUUCUACUCAAUCUAAACCAAGUAAUUCUUCAAAUAAAUUACCAAUGUAUAUGCAAGGAAGUAAACACUUAGGCGCCAGAAUAGCUCAGUCAGAUUACCUUGAUCCUACUACACUGACAAAUGAAAAAACUGCUUUUAAAAAUGUAAAUGUUCUUAUUAACAAAAAUGCACUUAGACCAGAUAGCUUAUUCUCAAAUUCAUCAUUUGUAACGUCAUCUAGUGAAGGAGUUUAUCAAGAACCUCAGAUAAAAACAUGUGUUAAUGAGAAUGAUGACGAGAAAAACAAGCAAGAAAAUUUUGGCGACAGUUUUUACGAAAAAUCGUUUGAAAAAAUUGAGCAAGUAACUGAUGAAGAUAUGUUUAGAGAUUCAGCUGUUUAUUCUGAUCAAGAAGAAGUAGAAGAUAUUAAAAUAGUUCUAAGUCCUGAUAGAAUUGUAAAUAAGACAAAUACGAAAAUAGAGAACAUAAAACACACGUCAUCAUUUAAAUCGACUAUAACGACUACAAAUCAAAAAUCAAGUAGUUUGCAUGCCCGAGUUUUGGUGAAAUCAACUAAGACCCAAAAUGUGGAAAGUUUUUCAAUCAAAAAAGAUCAAAAUACGGAAAGACCUAAACCUAAAGUUGCACCACCCGUUCCAGUAAAACCUAAAAUAGCUAAUAUCCAAUCACCUAAUAAUGUGCCAAAAAGCUUGGUAUUCAACAGAAAUAAUAGUUUAUUAAACCCUGAAGAGACUUCGUCCACUUUUGACUCAGUUAAUAUAAAAACAAACACACAAUAUUCAAAUUUCAAACAAACUAUUGUUGAAUCUGCAACAAUCGUAAACAAUAAAUCAGAUGUUAAUAUUCAGAAUAUACGAGUCGAUAACAAUUCUAUGAUUGAAAAAAAAUCGAAUGAAAUUAAAGACGAAAUGGAAACAUUACAAGGUAGUAUACAAUUAAAAAGAAUGGGUUUCGAGAGAGCCAGUCUAGAUUCAGCAACACGAAAAAUAAAAACAGCGAAUGAUAUGAAAAGAUCAUCUAUAGAACCUCAAAAAACAAUGACGAAAUCUGUUUUACAAAGACGCUUAGAAAUUGAACAGAUGACAAAGAGCCAAGUAGUAAAGCCUAGUUGUAGUAUAAAGAAACCUACACCGCUAGCAAGACCUAAAUCAAUUAAUACAAAAGUGGCAACGUAUGAAAGAAGUUUCAGUGAAAAUGUUAUGCCAGAGACAAAACCUGUAACAAGUAAUUCUGUAGAAAGAGAAAACAUUCCUAUAAAUAGAUGUUUAAGUGAAAAUACAGAGACAAAUACUGACAGUGAUACAAAAAAUAGUUGGGUUAAACAAGUGGUCCAUAAAUUCCAAUGAGCUUAAGGUGAUAGUACGUCCCUGCAUUUAAAUGAUUCCGUCUGUUUUUGUACUCAAUUUUUAAAUCUCCAUUUUAGUAUUAAUAUAAAAAUAAGGAUGUUGUUAAUCAAUGUAAAUAAGUUCAUAAAUUGUCAAAUCUCUUGGAGCUUUGAUAUUUUGUGCCAUAUUAUGUGCAAGAUAGUAACAUUAGAUAUUUUGGCUGUAAAAUAUACGUUACUUUGCACAAAAUAUAAGCCACACAGUAAGGAAUACUGCUUAUUUUGCUAUAUACUGCUAUUUCUAUUCAAAAGUGCCAUUGCAAUAUAUUUUAUAAGCAAGUUUACAAUCUUACUAAUAAAAAAUAAUUGAACGACAUCUAUUAAUUAUGGUGUGUUAGUUAAAAUUAUAUUUUAUUAGUACGGUACUAAAGUAUAUUUUUGUGCAAUGAAAUCUAUCGAUUCAAUUAUUUAUUUUUUACGAUAUAAGUUUUGUUAUGUAGCUACUAACACCAAAAAUAGGAUGUUCUAGUAUUAGUUUUUUACUAAUACAUUUACGUAUUAUGUUGCUGUUUAUUUUUAUUUUGUUGUUCAAUUAUAAUAAUAAUAUAGAUUUAUCACGGAAAUUCGCAAAUAAUUUAUUAAUAUUAGUAUUAUUCUAAUUAUUACGCAAAUGAUUUAAUUUUUUUAUUUUUCUUUUAUUAUUUUUGUGUGAAGGAAAGAUCAUAUUAAAAACCGAUUGUUAAUGAUCUCUCUAUUUUUAUAUUAAUGAUGUACAACACAAAAAAAUGAGCAAUCUUAGUCUAACAUGAAUUUAACAUCUAGUAUUAUUUAAUAGGUUAAACUAACACACUUGUACCGUGGAAAAUAUGAUGUUUAUCAAAUUUUUCAAAUAUUUUUAUUAAUUAAUAUGCUUAGUAUUAAAAUAUUAAUUGAUUUGCUAACAAUGAAAUUUAUAUGUUCAACAUCAUAUUUUCAUUUAGUAAGUACAUGAAGUACCUAAGUACUGCACUUAACUCGUGGAGACUGUUAGUAAAAUAAGUUUCUUUCAAUUUAUGUUUUACUGUAACUUCGUUGCAUUGUAUUACUUUUAUUGUAGUGUACUGGAAUGUAUGUAAUUGCUGUUCAAUAUUAUUAAAAAUAUAUGCCCCAAAAAUUAUCAAUUAACAAAAUCGAACGAAGUGUUCAAAUGCUGUUGUGAAUGUUUUUUUGAUUAUGUAGUGAUUUAUUAAAUAUAAUGUACCUAUAAGUACUAAUUACACCCGCCCUCAAAUAUUACGAGGUAUUCUUAAAUAAUA
Achroia grisella is the source of this 8471-nucleotide messenger RNA. RefSeq lists its product as uncharacterized. Gene Ontology annotation, molecular function: guanyl-nucleotide exchange factor activity. The coding region runs from base 200 to 7198 and encodes 2332 amino acids. The transcript is spliced from 11 exons. Lineage: Eukaryota; Metazoa; Arthropoda; Insecta; Lepidoptera; Pyralidae. The record is from RefSeq and is a predicted model, not a curated record.